Messenger RNA from Impatiens glandulifera, 1349 nucleotides. Its product is annotated as probable WRKY transcription factor 3. Lineage: Eukaryota; Viridiplantae; Streptophyta; Magnoliopsida; Ericales; Balsaminaceae. Gene Ontology annotation, molecular function: DNA-binding transcription factor activity; sequence-specific DNA binding. The record is from RefSeq and is a predicted model, not a curated record. The transcript has 4 exons. Gene Ontology annotation, biological process: regulation of DNA-templated transcription. The coding region runs from base 60 to 1349 and encodes 429 amino acids.
CGAUUCUACGAAUUCAUGAACGCGCUGCUUCGCUAAUUUUUAUUUAUUUGUUGCCUUCAAUGGCUGAUAAGGAAGGAUCCACUUCAUCGUCUACUCCUGCUCUUCCUACGGUUACACUUCCUCCUCGUAGUUCCAUAGAAAGUCUCUUCACCUCCGGUUCCAUGAUCAGUCCUGGUCCGAUGACGCUCCUCUCCAAUUUCUUCUCCGAUAAUGAUCCGGAUUCCGAUUUCCGCUCUUUCUCUCAACUUCUCACCGGAGCUAUGCUUUCCCCCUCCGCAGCAACAACGGACUCAAUUCAUAAUAACGAUACACGCCGCCACGGAGGAGGAGGCGGUAGUAACGAUUUUCAGUUUAAACAGAGUAGACCUUCAGGUUUAAUGGUUGCUCAGCCGCCUCUUUUCACAAUACCUCCAGGUCUAAGUCCUGGAAGCUUGUUCGAUCCCUCCGGAUGGUUCUCCGCCACUCAGCAGGGACAAUAUGGAAUUCCUCACCAUCAUCAUCAUCAUAAUCAUCAACAGGCUUUGGCAGUCACAGGCAUAUCUCAAUCUGCACAUGAGCCUCAUGAUCAACAGAAAUAUGAAGUGCGUAGAAAUACGAAAGAGGAUUCUUCUGGUCAAAGAUUACAGCCACCUUCCUUCAAUAUUGUAGUAGACAAGCCAGCUUUAGACGGAUACAAUUGGCGUAAAUACGGGCAAAAGCAAGUGAAAGGAAGCGAAUAUCCAAGAAGCUAUUACAAAUGCACACAUCCAAAUUGUCCAGUGAAGAAAAAAGUGGAAAGAUCUCACGACGGUCAAAUAACAGAAAUUAUAUACAAAGGACAACACAACCAUCACCAGCCAUCGCCUCAAGUUAAUAAACGCGGGAAAGACAACACAAAUGGGACUAGUACUUCUAGUCAAGUUACACAUGAUCAUCAAGAAGAUGAUGAUGAUGUUGUUGAUGACGAUCAAGAUCCUGAUGGCAAGAGAAGGAGAUUGGAAGAUGGGAUUGAAUCAAGUAGUGGAUCUCAGAGAACAGUUACAGAACCAAGAAUAAUUGUGCAGACGAUUAGUGAAGUCGAUCUAUUGGAUGAUGGAUUCAGGUGGCGUAAAUAUGGACAGAAAGUAGUGAAAGGAAAUCUUUAUCCGAGGAGUUACUAUAAAUGUACAAGCGAUGGAUGUAAGGUUCGAAAGCAUGUGGAGAGAGCACCAAGCGAUCGAAAAGCUGUGAUAACUGCAUACGAGGGUAAACACAAUCACGAUGUACCCGCAGCUAGAAACAGCAAUCAGCACAAUAAUAAUAUCAUGAGAAUAAACUCACAGCAGCAACAACAAGUGGCUGUUUUACAGUUCAAAGAGGAGCGCCUAUAA